This is a messenger RNA of Clonostachys rhizophaga, 822 nucleotides long. NCBI's taxonomy places the organism in Eukaryota, Fungi, Ascomycota, Sordariomycetes, Hypocreales, Bionectriaceae. The record is from the annotation of a GenBank genome assembly.
AUGUCCGCCACAGACUCUGGAACUCCAAGCUUGCCAUCGGCCGAAUGCAUCGGUCUGUCUUGUGCUGCACUUGUUAUUUUCGGCAUACUACUGUUUCCUACUCUCUACAUUGCCUACAAACAUGGAAAGGCUGGCAACAUGUGCUGGCCCAUCCUAGUAACCUUCCUCGUCUUCCGGAUUGUUUCUGACGCCUACUACCUGUCCAAACGCAACGAACCGGACCUGCCAACUAUGUUAGCUAUGGUGACAAGUUCCGCAUGUAGCGCGACGAUGACCCUUACGAUCAUUGGCUUGAUCUAUGAAGCUGUAAAUCUCCCUUUGACUCUAUCCAAGCGAUCGAGAAACAAAGUCAUCAUCGCCAUAAUGCAUAUUGUUUACACUGUCAGCACCAUCAUGGUAGCCUAUGGAGGAAGCCGUGACACGACGGCCCCGGAAGGAGUAAAGAAUCAUGUUCUCAACAAGACCGGAAACGUUUUCAUGUUUCUCGUCAUAAUUGGUACUCUAUUCUGGCUAUGGCCUGCCGGAGAACACACAUUCUAUGCUCGACACGAUAUCAACUAUUACGCCGCCAAGGCGCUGAUGAUUGCCGCUGCACUCUGCAUCGUCCUGCAGUCAAUUCGUCUCAAUUACGACCUAAUUUAUGCUUUCACGCAGAUCUCUACCCUUCAUCCUACAACGGGCAGUUUCGCAAUCCGGUUUAUUACCUUUUCACUUCAGCUGGUCAUCGUCGCCAUCACUCUCAUCGCGGGGUGGUAUAGUAGAGAUGCAGUCACAACCAAGCUAGCAGCUCUUGAGUCACAAAGCACUUCCCAUUUAGUCUGA